AUGAUGACCUCAUCCCGGCCCCGCAACGAGAUUCCCGGCGGCUUUAGCAGUCGGCGCGGUCACGCCAGCCAACUCUCCAUCUCAGACCCGAGCCACCAUGUCACCGAAGCCAUCGGCACCCUCUACGGGGACGAGGAUGACUCUGGCUCCGAAGGCGGGCGGCCCUUGAGUUUCGUUGGUGGAUCUUCUUACAGUGAGCAGUUGCAGCGGUCGUCGUCGUCACUUCCGGAGCCCCAUGAACAAGAAGAAUCUCGUCAACACACCGGCGAGGCAUCGAGGCGGUGCUCCGUUCCUGACCAGCCGCUCGACUCGCCAACAUCCCCGCCCGAACAUGGCAGCCUCAAAAAGUCACACACCACCCUCGUGCCCCCCUCCUCGCAGCGAAGCGGCAGUCCUCACGACAAGCCGCCUGCCUCCCCGACAUUGUCCCUGCGUGACAUGCAGGCAGACUCGACUGGCUCCCAGUUUCCCUUGACCAACAUCGACAACCCAAGCGACAUCGCUCAAGAACUGAGCAACCUGCAGGCGCUGAGGAGACUAUCGAUGGACGUUGGAAACUACAUUGACCCGGAUAUGCCCCCCGCGAGUCUCACAUCGAUGCCCGCGGCGGCCCCCAGCGGCGACGAUGACGAGAACGAUCCCUCGAGGCUGCUCUGGGUCCCGGCCAGGGUCCACCCGGAGCUUGCCCCGACAGAGUUCAAGUCAUUUUUGGAGAAGCGUGUCCAAUCGAUUAGGCGACGAUCCGGGGACCAUUUUCUUGUCAUCGAUGGUGAUCCGAGCUCAGGUGGCCCCGGGGAAAGGUCUACGCAGGUCAACACGAACCACGUAUCGCAAGGGCGGCAGUUUCCGCUCGGGAGACCGAGGUUCACACCCGAGACGCAUCGUCCAGCGACAGUCAGAUGGUGA
Molecule: messenger RNA, 906 nt
Organism: Hirsutella rhossiliensis
Lineage: Eukaryota; Fungi; Ascomycota; Sordariomycetes; Hypocreales; Ophiocordycipitaceae
Product: telomere silencing protein Zds1
Exons: 3
Coding region: 1-906 (301 amino acids)
Biological process (GO): establishment of cell polarity; positive regulation of G2/M transition of mitotic cell cycle
Cellular component (GO): cell septum; cytoplasm
Source: RefSeq, a predicted model, not a curated record